Beta vulgaris subsp. vulgaris (sugar beet) is the source of this 3826-nucleotide messenger RNA. Its product is annotated as scarecrow-like protein 28. The transcript has 2 exons. The coding region runs from base 1412 to 3448 and encodes 678 amino acids. The record is from RefSeq and is a predicted model, not a curated record. NCBI's taxonomy places the organism in Eukaryota, Viridiplantae, Streptophyta, Magnoliopsida, Caryophyllales, Amaranthaceae. Gene Ontology annotation, biological process: regulation of DNA-templated transcription. Gene Ontology annotation, molecular function: DNA-binding transcription factor activity; sequence-specific DNA binding. Gene Ontology annotation, cellular component: nucleus.
AUUUUUAUAAUUUUUAUUUACCAUAUUAUGAGAGAUAUUUGUAGUCAAAACAAAUUUUCGUAAAGCGAGAAUGCCUUAUAUUUUGAAACAUUUUAUAAUAAAAGACAUUUAAAAUCUAAAAAGUACAUUGAUAAACGCGUACAAUCAAAAUUCUAGCAAAACAUAAGAUGGUGCAUAUUAUAAGAAAAUUAAUUCUAGGUAAGCGCACUAAACACCAAAUCUAUUUCUCCAAACAGAAAAUUCCCCACCACACAUAAAAAUACAACUUCUAGCAAAAAAAAAACACAUUUCUAGCAAAAACAAAUUACCUACUACAUGAAGAAAAAAACAAAGGAAAAUCCAACGGUCACAUACACGGGUGUGCAAUCAUAAGAAGACAACCACGUGCACUCCUCGUGACUAGUGUGAAACUCCUAGAAAAAGCAUCCUUAACCUCCACAAUCUUCAACUCCCAAGUGUACGUACACUACUUCCAUGUUUUCUCAACGGUCAUAUUUCACCGACAUUAUCCCAACGGCUAUAUUUUCAUUUCCCACCUAAAUCUCAACCGUUUGAUCUUAAUCUAACGUCCAUAAUCACUCUUUUCUUCCACUAUUAACCAUCAUUUUCCAUCCUUCACCACAUAAAAAGCAUUGGUCAACAAAGUAGCUUUGAUAGGGACAGCUAUGGAACUAGAAGUUGCAGAGUAGAAGAAGAACAACAACAACAUAAUAUAGAAAGAUAGAAAGAAAAAAGAAAGAAAGUGGGUGGUUUUUAUUUUGUGGGAUUUUCUGCUGCUAUGGAAUUCAUGGUGUAUGAUUCAACAACAUCUGAAUUGGGUUCUUUUCUUCAUCUGAGUUUCUGCUGCCAAUUUGAUGAACAAGUAUGUUUCUUCACUUCACUUAUUUCAAUUUUGUUUGCAAAUCAAAGACUUUUCAAAAUUAAUUUAUACUGAUAAUCUUGGAAUCCGAUGAUUUCUUCAUUCUUUGGGUUUUAGAUUUUGAUUAAUAUUGUUUAUAUUUCUGAUCAAUUCUUUCAUAUGUUGUAGUUCUGAUUUAUUUGUAGGUAGAAAUUCAUUCAUUCAUUUAUUGCACAUAUAUAUUAUUUGAUUGUAGAAACACACAAUUGAAUUUUCACUCAAUUUUUUUUAACUUCUUUCAAAUUCAUCGGAUUCCCCUUUGAUUUUUUUUUUUGGAAUUCUCACACACCCACAAAUAGAUAUCUUUGAAUUUGAGAAAUUUGUUCAUAUAUAAUCAUAUAGAGCAAAGUAUAUUAUUGCUACAAUUGCAUAUUGCAUGCUUUGAGAUUUACAACAGAGAUAUCAGAAGAAAAAAAAAACAGAGUGUGAGAGAAAACAGAGAGAAAAACAGGGGAAAAAAAAGAGGGAAGAAGAAAAGAUUAGAAGAAGAAAAAGGUUGGUUAGUGGAGAAGAAUGUUGGCUGGGUGUUCUUCCACAUUGUUGUCACCAAGGCAUAGAUUGAGGAGUGAAGCAUCAGCACAGUUUCAAGCUUGUCAUUAUCCAUUACCUUCAAUGAGCACACAGAGAUUGGAUUUACCCUGCAACUUUCCAAGAAAAGAAGUUAAUCGGCCGCAAUCGAUCCGAUCACCGGUGGGUCUGUCCGUAGAGAAACCGAUCGAAACGAAGACAUUGAAGCAAAGUAUCAAGGUGCCGCCAUCGCCGGAGGGGAGGAGAGAGGUGAAGGGAGAGUUUUGGAGGGAGAAAGGGAAGAAGAGUUUAAAGAGGAGGUUUAGAGAACAAGGGUCUUUUGAUGAUGAUGAUGAGGAGGAAAAUGAUGAUUCUUGUGUUGGGAGAGCUAAAAGGAAGAAGGGUAGUUUUGAGUUUGGAGAAUCUGAGUGUUUUUCUCCAGAAGGUAAAGAUCACUUGAGUUUAAGUCAUUUGGGUAGUGGUGAGAAUUUCUGGAUUCAGCAACCUGGUUUUGGGGUUGUUAAUUUCCCUCAAGUUCCAUUUUCUAUCACUUGUUCAAGUGAAGAAGAAAGGGUGUGUUUUGCUCCUACUGAUGUGGUUUCACCACCACCUUUGCCACCAUUGUCACACACUCCUUGGGUUGAAUCUGAUGUUACUGAGAUCCCUGAAUAUGGUGGUGAUAAAGAGGGCGAGCCUAGUCAUGGGCCUGUUACGACAACAUCGGGUUCUAGCUCUUCUUCUGAGAGCCAUAGCUUCGGGCUUAGGCUUAGUGAGAAUGUUUCUGAGCGUGAAUUUGGGAAUGGGGCUAUGAAUCCUAACCCUGGUGAUGGUUCUAGGGCUGUUCGGAACCACAACAAUGAUGAUCAGACUGAGCAACAAGGGUUUGAGCUCAUCAGUUUUCUUAUGGGCUGUGUUGAAGCUAUUACAUCGAGGAAUAUUCCAGCUGUCAAUCAUUUUAUUGCAAAGUUGGGAGAACAAGCUUCUCCAAGGGGCCGGUCCACUAUUAGUCGUCUCACAGCUUACUUCACUGAAGCUUUAGCCUUGAGGGUGACCAGGUUAUGGCCUCGUAUGUUUCACAUAAGUGUUCCUAGGGAGCUUGAUCGUUUUGAUGAUGAGUCUGGUGCAGCUGCAUUUAGGCUUUUGAAUCAGAUUAGUCCUAUCCCAAAGUUCAUUCACUUCACCGCUAAUGAGAUGUUGCUGAGAGCCUUUGAAGGCAAAGAUAAGGUGCACAUCAUAGACUUUGAUAUCAAGCAAGGGCUUCAAUGGCCUGGCUUUUUUCAAAGCUUAGCCUCGAGGCAUAACCCUCCUAGUCAUGUAAGGAUCACUGGAAUAGGGGAGUCGAAGCAAGAAUUAAUUGAGACAGGAGAGAGGUUGGCUAGCUUUGCUGAGGCAUUUAAUCUGCCUUUUGAGUUCCAUCCGGUUGUUGAUCGUUUGGAGGAUGUUAGGCUAUGGAUGCUCCACGUGAAGGAAGGAGAAAGUGUGGCAGUGAACUGCAUAUUACAGCUUCACAAGACUCUAUAUGAUACUACGAAUGCUUCAUUUAGGGACUUCAUGGGUUUAAUCCGAAGCACUAACCCUAUAGCUUUUGUUAUGGCUGAGCAAGAAGCUGAUCACAACGAACCCAACAUGGAAAUGCGGGUUUGUAGUUCACUUAGAUACUACUCAGCCAUAUUUGAUUCAAUUGAUUCUAGCCUUCCUUAUGAUAUCCCAGCGAGGGUGAAGAUUGAGGAGAUGUUUGGCCGUGAAAUUAGAAACAUAGUUGCUUGUGAAGGGAGUGAUAGGAUUGAAAGGCAUGAGAAGUUUGGGAAUUGGAAAAGGCGAAUGGAGCAAGUAGGAUUUUGGUGUGUGAAAAGGAACGAGAGAGAGGUAUUUCAAAGCCAGAUGCUGCUGAAGAUGUACUCUAAUGAAAGCUAUAAUGUGGAACAACAAGGGGAUGACGCCAUUACAUUGAGGUGGAUGGAUCAACCACUCUAUACUGUCUCUCUGUGGGCUUCUGUUGAUGCCACUGCAGGGAGUUCUUCCAGCUUUUCUCAGCCAAUGUGAUUCAGCGCUGAUGGAUUUUGCUCAGAGUGUAGAAAAUACUACAGACAGGAGAUCAAAUUCUUUGUAGGUGUAGAGGAAUUCUUUGAUUCUUUCAUGCAGAUAUAAUUAUUUUUUCUUACUUUUUGGUGAUCAGCCAGGAUUCAAUUCUACAGGAUACAGUUAGCUUUUCUUUUCUCAAUACAGAUUUGGGUUUGUUUUCUUUCUUUAUAGGCCAUACAUAUUGGUUCUAGCUAGAUGUGAAGGAUAGUUUAUUCAUGUUUAUUCUUCAAAUUCUUUUCUGUAAUGAAUUCUUUGUAGGUUAUUUUCAAGACUAUAUGUCUAUUCAUUUGUUAUUCAAGAUCACGUGGAAUAAGAUUUAUUCAUUUUGAGGUUGUUUUA